Molecule: messenger RNA, 5709 nt
Organism: Sorex araneus (European shrew)
Lineage: Eukaryota; Metazoa; Chordata; Mammalia; Eulipotyphla; Soricidae
Gene: CEP152
Product: centrosomal protein 152
Exons: 26
Coding region: 102-5066 (1654 amino acids)
Biological process (GO): centriole replication
Cellular component (GO): centrosome
Source: RefSeq, a predicted model, not a curated record
UUCAGAAUUGGAGACUAACUUAAAGGGGUUUGCUCAAAGUUGGUCUCUGGCCCGGGCUAGAAUUUCCGGGCGGUGACAGCACCGGUGCUCUCAGGAGAGCCAUGUCAUUGGACUUUGGCAGUGUAGCACUGCAGACACAAAAUGAAGAUGAAGAAGAAUAUGACAAAGAAGACUAUGAAAGGGAGAAAGAGCUGCAGCAGCUGCUCACAGACCUUCCUCACGAUAUGCUGGAUGAUGAUCUGUCCUCCCCUGAGCUCCACUAUUCCGACUGCAGCGAGGAUGACACAGAGGGCGAAACACAUCAUUCAGAACAAUUGAAGAUGACCUGGAAUGAGCACCAAAUGCUGCCUAAAUCUCAAAGUGUUAAUGAACAGAGUGAGAUUCAGGAUUUAUAUGAUCGAGAUGAAAGUGGCAAUGGAUGGGAAGACAAACAAAGUAAAACCAAAGACCUACAUCCUGGAGAAGGUGGAGAUGAAGGCGGAAGUGGUUACAGUCCUCCCAGUAAAUAUGAUCAGACUGAUUUAUAUCACCUUCCUGAAAACUUUAGGCCAUAUUCCAAUGGUCAGAAGCAGGAAUUUAAUGGGCAACAAAAGAAUGUAGUAAAACUUUCAGACCCUCAGAGGAAUCAUUUUCAGCUAUUUGGGACAUCACAUGGUCCUGGUCAUCCAACUCUGGAACCAUAUAGAGUGACAUAUAAGCCUUACCCGUCUUCUGUACAGAAUAAUGGCUCUCCAGCCCAGGAAAUAGCAGGAGGUGACAUGUUUGAAGACCUGCAACAACAGUUUUUAGGAACUAAUGAAAAUUCUACAGAGAAUAUGCAAAUAAUUCAACUUCAGGUUCUUAACAAAGCAAAAGAUAGACAACUGAACAAUUUAGCCGAAAAGUUGAGUGAAAGUGAACGUCAAAUAAGAUAUCUAAAUCACCAGCUACUGAUAAUCAAAGAUGAAAAGGAUGGUUUAACCCUCAGCCUCUGUGAAUCCCAGAAACUGCUUGAGAAUGGAAAGGAGAGAGAGAUACAGCUUGAAGGACAAAUAAAAGCGCUGGAGACGCAGAUACAAGCAUUAAAAGCCAAUGAAGAACAGAUAAUUAAGAAGUCCAGAACAACCGAAGUGGCGCUGGAAAGCAUGAAGCAGCAGCUGCUGGAUCUCCGUCAUUCUGAGUCACUUCAACGGGCCAGAGAACAGCACGAGAGCAUCGUAAAGGGACUCACAAAGAAGUAUGAACAGCAAGUCUCGACCUUGCAGAGCAAUCUGGAUGCCACAGUCACUUCACUUAAGGAACAGGAAAGCAUUUGCUGUCGUUUGAAAGACCAGGUGAAACAACUGGAAAGGAACCAAGAUGCCACCAACUUAGAAAAGACCGAGAUUAUUAGCAGGUUGACCAGAAGUCUGGAGGAGAGCCAGAAGCAGUGUGCCAACCUGCUGCAGUCAGGCUCAGUACAGGAGGUAUCUCAGCUCCGUCUGCAGCUGCUUCAAGCACAGAAGUCACUUGCUCUGAGUGAAAACAUGAACAAGACUUUGCAAGAAGAAGUAGCACAACUAAAAGAUGAAAUUUCUCUCUAUGAAUCUGCUGAAAAACUGGGAAUACUUUCGAACGACUCAGAAGGAGAGCUAAAUGUGGAGCUUACUCAAUCCUAUGUGGAUUUGGGUAUUAAAAAAAUCAACUGGAAAAAGUCUAAAGUAAAGAGCUCUGUGAAGCAGGAGACCCCCGGUGAAGAGCUUUCCAAAGAUGAGGUCAUUCUGCAGCUGAAGGCUGAAGUGCGGCAUUUGCUGGGGAGCAACUCGGUGAAGCGUCAGUUGGUGUCUCAGUUACAGAAUAAUCUCAAAGACUGUCAAAAGAAAAUCGAAGAUCUGCAAGGAGUGGAGAAGGAUGGAAAAAGCAUGGAGAUUGAGGCUAAAGCAAAAGCCUCCGAAAGAAGCACUAAUCAAUUAUGUGCUGACUCUUCUACCUGUGAUUUGAUGGUGAAGGAUGAUAUUCUGCGACUAAAAAAUGAAAUUCAAGUUUUACAACAACAAAAUCAGGAACUUAAAGAAACUGAAGAAAAACUGAAAAGUAAAAAUCAAGAUUUAUGUAACCAAAUGAGACAAAUGGUACAAGAUUUUGACCAUGAUAAGCAAGAAGCUGUGGAUAGGUGUGAGAGGACUUACCAGCAGCACCACGAAGCCAUGAAGUCUCAAAUCCGGGAAAGCCUGUUAGCAAAGCACACUUUGGAGAAGCAGCAACUCUUUGAGGUUUACGAAGGGACCUGUUUGCAGCUUAGGUCUGACUUAGAUAAGGUGAACAAGGAGUUGACGGCUGUGCAGGAGUGUUACCUCGAAGUGUGCAGAGAGAAGGAUCUUCUCGAAUCAAGUAUCAGGAAGACCAUGGAAAAGGAGCAUCGUGCUCAGGAGAAGAAGAUGAAACAAGAACUUAUUCAACAACUUGAAAAAGAGUGGCAGUCCAAGCUGGAUCAAACUCUACAGGCAGUGAAAAAGAAGACCUCAGAUUGUUGUAGUCAGACGGACCAAGUAACCACCGCUGAUGUUAUUUCCAAGGAAGAGAUGGCAGCCGUAUUGGAAGAGCAGAAGCAGAAGAUCCAUCAAGAUUUGGAGCAGGAGAAGGAAAGGGCCAUCAAGGGGGACUUGGAGAAAUUGGAGAUGGAAAUGGAGCUUAAAUAUUGUACAAAUAUCGCCAAGCAGGUUGAAGUAGCUGUGCAAAAGGCUCGUCAUCGCUGGCUGCAAGAACUGCCGGAUCUUGCCGAGUAUAAAGCACGAAUCAGGGAGGAACAGAAGAAGUGGGAAGAACAGCAGGAGAGCUCCGUGGCCAAAAGAAUGUUAUUGGCUAUUUCUGAAGCUAAAGAGAAGUGGAAGAGUGAACUUGAGAAUAUGAAGAGAAAUGCAGUAUCUGAAAAGGAACUGGAAGAGAAGAUUGAUUCUCUGCAGAGGGAACUUGAGUUAAAGAGCAAGGAGACCCCAGUGGUUAUCAGAGCUGAGCUGGCUAAGGCCCGGAGUGAGUGGAACAAAGAGAAGCAAGAAGAAAUCCAAAAACUCCAAGAACAGAAUGAGCAAGAUUACCGACAAUUUUUAGAUGAUCAUCGAAAUAAAAUAAAUGAAGUGCUUGCGGCAGCUAAAGAAGACUUCAUGAAACAAAAAACGGAGCUGCUCCUUCAGAAGGAGACAGAAUUGCAGGCUUGUCUGGACCAGAGCCGUAGAGAAUGGACUUCGCAGGAAGCCAGGCGGGUCCAGCUAGAAAUCUAUCAAUAUGAGGAAGACAUCCUCACAAUAUUAGAGUUCCUCCUUAAGGAUACACAGAAGGAGUUUGACAGUGAUUCAGAGAACAUGGAACUUUUGGAACUGAUGUCAAAGUGCUCAUCAAAAUGGAUAUCUGUGCAGUAUUUUGAAAAACUGAAGACCUGUGUGCAGCAAGCGUUUCAAGACAUGCUUGCCGCCAUAGAAAACGCUAGCUCCGAAUGUGAAAAGACCAAUAAGAUCACUGGGGUCACUGACUUAGGAGACCCUGAAGAACUGACAGGACAUCCUGCAUCUACUUCUGGACACUGUGCUCAGCCCUUGGCCUUGCAAGACACAACCGUCGAAGAUGAAGAGAAUGGCAAAUUUGUGGAAGAAUUAAUAGAAGAAAACAAUGGCAUGAAGAAUAAAUUGGAGGAACUGCAAGAACUUUGUCAAGUGCCACCAAGGUCACUAUCAGAGGGGGCUAUUGAAGACCGUUGUCAGCAAUACAGUGGGAAAGCCUUGGAAGAACUUCGUGGGCAGUACAUCAAAGCCGUAAAAAAAAUCAAACGUGAUAUGCUUCGUUAUAUUCAGGAGAGUAGGGAAAGAGCCGCGGAAAUGGUGAGAGCAGAGGUAUUGAGAGAGCGGCAAGAAACCUCCCGAAAGAUGCGCAAAUAUUAUUUGAUUUGCCUCCAACAGAUUCUGCACGAUAAUGGAAAACAGGAAGGGGCUGAGAAAAAGAUUAUGAAUGCCGCUAGCAAACUGGUUACAAUGGCAAAACUGCUGGAGACGCCCACUUCUAAAACUGCUGAAAAUGCCGUGAGCAAGAGAGCCGAGUCAGCACUGCCUCUGACUUCAGAGAUGCUGAAUGGAAUUGAAAAAUCAAAAAGAAAUGUCGUGAGUCAGAAUAUACCCUGUCACACUGAAAGCAAACCAAAUGGUGUAAAAACUGUGCCCAGGAGUAUAUGCGACCAGGCCCCUAAGAGGAGAGCUGCGUGUAACCUGGAAAAGCGGUUGGAGGGCAUACAGCAUGGGGACACCAAGCAAGUGGGUUCCAGAGGGUCACACAGAGACCUCUGGUGUGCCUACAAACACCUGGAUGCUUUGCCAAAGGAUGUUCUUCCUACUGUCCCUUGCGAAAGUGAAAGAGGUUUUGGAUUGUACCAGAAGACAGACUUCAGUGACACUGGCUCAGAGUCACUUCUUUGUUCAGCCACAUACUCCCUUCUCAGAUCCAGUAGAAACAAACCCUUACCUAGAUAUACCCCUGGUCUUCCUGAGUCAAAAUGCACACGUACAGCUUUUCCAGGUCCUAACGAAAGACUUGGCUUAAAAGUAUGUAAGCAUCUUCCAUUAUCAGUAGGUGGAAAUGAGACCGCCGAGGAAAAUAAAAGUGUGGGUGUUCAGGAAGCUCCAGUAAAGGACAGAGGGGACCUUCAUAACUUUGUGGGUGAGCCUUCCAGGCAUGCCACUCCACCCUGCAGUGGUCAGGAAGUAUCAUAUCUCUUCGGCCGGUCCCAAGAAACACUGGAUCCACACGUUGAGUCUGUUCAUUCCAAACAGUUUUCAGCAGCCAGCAGUGUGUCAGUCACCGAGAAGAAUAUGAGUUGUCAAUCAGCGACAUGGCAGAGUGGUCGGGCUCUGGACCCGGGAGUAGAAUGCAUGUAUUCCCAGCCAGAGGAGACCAGCAGACCCGGGCACCCACCUCAUAACACUGGUCUGUUGACAUCAGAUAUUAGGAAGCCGAGCUGUGCAGUACCAUCGCCCGUGCACCGGCUGCCUUUGAGAACAGCAGUGGUGCCUCUGCUGAGCCAGCAAGAUAGUGGCUUUGAUAGCCCGUUUGUUAAUUCAGACUAAUUGCUGUGUAGUACAUAAGAAAAGUCACUAAUAUAUUGAGGAAAACUGGAUGGGAAGACUUCAUACUGGAAAAAAAAAAUUGUGGCCUCUGCUUAUUUUGAGAUGUUUUGAUAACAUCUAUCAAUCACAUGAGUAAAGUGUUCUCAUAAAGUUACUUUGAGAUAUUAAUGUUGCCUUAAUCUUCCAAAGGCCCUCGGUGUUUGUGUAGUCUGCUUCUGUGGUGCUUGUAUUUUUUACUAAGACAUCUAUUUUUUUAUGCCUCUGAAUUAGUUCCUUAGGCAGUGUUAAAUUAUUUAAAUAAACUUGCAUAUGGUCUGUAGAAUUGUUAUGAAUUAUUUUGUAAUUCAUAAUGGGCAGUGUUGAUGUAUUUGAAACUCAUCCCCAAACUGCAGUCUUUUAUGAUUUGUAUUUUAACCAGAUACAUUUAAUUUUUGAAAUGAAUUCUCUCUAAUGAAGCUAUUAUAGAAUUAUCCUGUGUAUACUUUUCCUGAAAUUACCUACUCAGAAUUGUAAUCCUCGCUGGCAAUUAGUGGAAAAGAGAUUUUACAAGAAUUGCUACAACAAUCAGAGCUGUGUUCUGGUUUAUUAAUUUCCUAAAUAUUGGUCAAUUUCUUAACUGACAUUUGCAUUAGUUAAUGUGACA